Messenger RNA from Rhagoletis zephyria (snowberry fruit fly), 1248 nucleotides. The record is from RefSeq and is a predicted model, not a curated record. NCBI's taxonomy places the organism in Eukaryota, Metazoa, Arthropoda, Insecta, Diptera, Tephritidae.
AUGCCCAGCGAGGCGGCCAAGCGCUUCUGGGGCUCAGAGGUGGCCGAGUACGCCGAGCUGCUGGAAGAGAAAAAUCUACAGCUGCUGCGAGUGGCCGAGCAGACAAUUGACCAGGUCUUCAAGUACAUCAACUCGACAGAGGCACCGCCGGAGAUUGUCAACUUUGUGACCGACUCAAAGUUCUCCGAGGCGGAUGCGGUCAAACUGUACAGCGACUUUGUGCAGCACUGCUUCCCUGCCAUCAACAUGAGCUUUGCCUCCUUUGCCGACUACUUUGCCAAGGUGGGCCUGGCGGCCUGCUUCGACGACGCCGCACAGCGGGCAAUCUUUCGCGCCAUGAAGUACAAGGAACCAAAGGGAUUCCUCACCUUCAACGAGUUCCUCAUUGGCAUCAUCGCCCUGGACCCGUCUUCGCCAAACACCGCCCCUCGACACUCCUUCAUCUUUCGCUACUACGACACCAACUCGGACGGCACUAUUGACGGCAAGGAGAUUCGCCAGCUGUGCACUGAUCUGCAGCAGGCCAAUCCUCCGGAGCAGUGGGCCAACAAGUCCACAAUCAGCUUUACUCACUUUCAGACUGAGAUAGAGUCUAAAAAGCUGGCCGGCACUACUCGUCUCUGUCGGGCCAAGCAGUCCAUCAUGUACAUGGUCUACUCUUCCUGCCUCUACGAGCUCAUCAGUCGAACUGGCCGCCCCUUUGGCAGCAAACAACAGCAGCCAACGUGUGUCAAGUGCCGCCCAAAGACCUACCAGCUGGCAAUGCACUCGGUCAAGUUGACCAAGUCCGGCUCUAUCGAGGACCCGCAGGUGAUACUGAACCAGGGCGACAGUCUGGUGUCGCUAAACAUUAGCGGCGAACGUCGGCUGCCCAUCAAUGUGCAGCGCAUUCACUCGGUGGAGUUUCUCUUCAAGUCAUCCUCCAACGCCAACUAUGUCCUCACCCUCAUUCGUCGACUGGCAGAGCUGAAGCAAAUGACGGAGGAAAAGGCAAAGGAGGUAAGGACUCAGGUGACCGAGGGACUCAGCUUGAACGUCCUCUCAAAGCUCUGCACCGAGGUAACCGAGGUCGUCUCUGUAGAGUCAAGAAUUCCCAACAUUAGCUCUCCGUGCAUCAUUCUGGGCGACAUUCACGGCAACAUUAGCGACCUGCUCACCUUUGAAGGGCAACUGUGGCCGAUGGCGCCCACCUGCCAGGCGCACAAUGUUCUCUUUCUUGGUGACUAUGUUGACGUAAGGGUUGAUUAG